AUGGCACACAUGGACUGGGGAAACCAAACGGCCUUCACGGAAUUCAUCCUCCUGGGAUUUGGGGAUCUCCCUGACCUGCAAAUUCUUCUCUUCCUGCUCUUCCUAGUGAUCUACCUCACAACAGUGGCUGGGAACAGCCUUAUCAUUGCGCUAAUUGUAACUGAUCAGCAACUGCACACCCCCAUGUAUUUCUUCCUGGGGAACUUGUCCUGCUUGGAAAUCUGCUACACCUCCACCAUCCUGCCCAAGAUGCUUGCCAGUCUCCUGACUGGGGACAAAACCAUCUCAGUCAAUGGCUGCAUGACACAACUGUAUUUCUUUGCAGUUCUGGCAGGUACAGAAUGUUAUCUGCUAGCAGUGAUGUCUUAUGAUCGGUAUUUAGCGAUAUGUAAACCCCUGCACUAUUCAACUCUUAUGAAUACCAGGUUUUGCCUCCAGUUGGCUACUGGCACAUGGUUAAAUGGUUUUUUGGCUAUUACCAUCUUUAUUUUAUUCAUGUCACAGUUCACAUUCUGUGGCCCGAAGGAAAUUGACCAUUUCUUUUGUGAUCCCAUAUCACUGAUAAAACUGUCCUGCGGAGACACAGGCCUGAUCAUAUUGUUGGAUUUCAUAUUAGCCUGUGUAUUCACCUUGCCUCCAUUUCUUCUAACCCUGAUGUCCUACAUGUGUAUCCUCACUGCCAUCCUGAGAAUCUCUUCCACCACCGGGAGGCAAAAGGCAUUUUCCACCUGUUCCUCCCACCUCACUGUAGUGACAAUUUUCUAUGGAACAAUAAUGAUUGUGUACAUGCUACCGACACUCGAUACACUGAGAGCCCUAAAGAAAGUGCUCUCACUUUGCUACACAGUCCUGACUCCCCUGGUAAACCCCCUUAUCUACAGCCUGAGAAACAGAGAGGUCAGGGAAGCCUUGCAUAAAACAGUCAGUAAAUGUGGCUUUCACAAAAAAAUUUCAGGGAGUCCUAGAUAA
Malaclemys terrapin pileata is the source of this 969-nucleotide messenger RNA. Its product is annotated as olfactory receptor 6N1-like. Gene Ontology annotation, biological process: G protein-coupled receptor signaling pathway. The record is from RefSeq and is a predicted model, not a curated record. Gene Ontology annotation, molecular function: olfactory receptor activity; G protein-coupled receptor activity. The transcript has a single exon. Lineage: Eukaryota; Metazoa; Chordata; Testudines; Emydidae. Gene Ontology annotation, cellular component: membrane. Bases 1 to 969 code for a protein of 322 amino acids.